AUGUGGGCGGCGGCCUUUCUCCCAAUGGUGGUCUCUGCUACGGAUGCCACUUUGGAGGGAUAUUCUGGUAGUAGCUGCGGGGGCGAUGCUGGUGAUACCGAUUCAUGUGAGAGCGGCACCAGGUGCAUCUUAUGGAAAGGGCGUGAGUCAGCGCAUCUCACUUAUAUCACCACCGGAGGGCUUGCCAAUAUCGACGUGACGAUCUGGAACGACUCUGGCUGUACCGACAAAGUGCAGGAGCUGCAGCUGGCCCCUGGUUGCCAGAACAUCCCAACCGGGAACCUGCCCGUAGGUGGAUUCUCGCAAAGAAUCCUUGGUUGA
This is a messenger RNA of Penicillium verhagenii, 321 nucleotides long. RefSeq lists its product as uncharacterized. The record is from RefSeq and is a predicted model, not a curated record. The transcript has 2 exons. Bases 1 to 321 code for a protein of 106 amino acids. Lineage: Eukaryota; Fungi; Ascomycota; Eurotiomycetes; Eurotiales; Aspergillaceae.